UAUGGUUAAACUUCUUUAACCUCAUUCAGAAUUUUAAAUUUUAAUAACAAAAUAAAAAUGUUAUCUUCUAGACGACUUUUGGAUUUUUUCAGAUAUUAUGCAAUUAAUAAAAAUAUCAACUUCUCCACUAAGGUCAUAAAACCACUAGAGAAUAUUAAGGCUGAACUUAAAAUUACGGAUAACUGCGUCAAUCGUUUGAAAUCUAUCAUUACCAAAGGUUCUUCUGAUUUUUUGAGAGUUUCUGUUGAAGGAGGUGGUUGUUCAGGAUUUCAGUACAAGUUUGGUUUGGAUAGUGAAUUAUCAGACGAUGAUAGGAUAUUCCAAAAAGAUGGAGUGAAAGUUGUGAUAGAUGAAAUUUCUUUAGGGUUUGUGAAAGGGGCAACUGUUGAUUAUCAAGAAGAAUUAAUAAGAGCAUCUUUCAAAAUAGUAAAUAAUCCUCUUGCUGAACAGGGUUGCUCUUGCGGUUCAUCUUUUGCUGUGAGACUCGACUGAGAAAUUGUUAUGUAGAUAUUUAUAUAAAUGAUUUUAUUUAUGUAAUAUAUUUGUGUCACUUGA
Molecule: messenger RNA, 555 nt
Organism: Coccinella septempunctata (seven-spotted ladybird)
Lineage: Eukaryota; Metazoa; Arthropoda; Insecta; Coleoptera; Coccinellidae
Product: iron-sulfur cluster assembly 2 homolog, mitochondrial
Exons: 2
Coding region: 58-492 (144 amino acids)
Biological process (GO): iron-sulfur cluster assembly
Cellular component (GO): mitochondrion
Molecular function (GO): 4 iron, 4 sulfur cluster binding; 2 iron, 2 sulfur cluster binding; iron ion binding
Source: RefSeq, a predicted model, not a curated record